Molecule: messenger RNA, 2168 nt
Organism: Anas platyrhynchos (mallard)
Lineage: Eukaryota; Metazoa; Chordata; Aves; Anseriformes; Anatidae
Gene: WNT10A
Product: Wnt family member 10A
Biological process (GO): cell fate commitment; multicellular organism development; canonical Wnt signaling pathway
Cellular component (GO): extracellular region
Molecular function (GO): cytokine activity; frizzled binding
Source: RefSeq, a predicted model, not a curated record
UCUGGACGUGUCGGGACUCGGGCUCCGGGCGCUGAGUAAUGCUCGGCGCAGCGCGAUCCCAGCCAGAGCCGCCGCCGCCGCCGCUCCGCGCCCAGCGCUCCCGGGGCGCUCCGGCCGCGACCCUGCCCGCUCCGCCGGCCACCCGGCGACACCGGCGGGGGGCGGCGGGGGGCCCGCGGCUCCCCAUGUGCCUGCGGGCCCCGCGGGAGCCGCAGCGCCCCUCGGCCGGCCGGCCCCCCCCACACCCCCCCCGGGCGCCCUGCCCACGCCCGCCGCGGCCCCGGAGCCCCGGGGCGCCCUGGGGAGCGGCGGGGGAGCGCGCCCCGAGGGCCGAGGGCCCCCCCGGCCCCCCGGCCCGUCCGGCCAUGGGGGGCUGAGGCGGGGGGGCGCGGAGCUUGGCGAGGCGGCGGCGGAGGGCAGGGAGCCCGGGGGGGGCGCGCAGCCCUCGGCGGGCGCUGGGGCGGCGGGAGGCGGCGGGGGGGGCAUCCCGGGAGGAUGGCAGAGCCGCCCCGGCGAGCCGAGCCCCGGCGCGCAGGGAGCCAGUGAGAGGGAGGAGAGGGGAAAACACAAACAAGCAAACAACCCACAACAAACAAAGCGGGCAGAGAGCAGCGCCGAGCCCCGCCGCCCCUGCCCCAAAGGCGCCCGCCCGCCCGCAGCCCGCACAGCCGCUGCCCCAGCGAAGAUGCGCCCGGCCCUGGCCCACGGACUCUGCUCGCUGCUGCUCAGCCUCUGGGUACCCAGCUCCUGCUCCAAUGAGAUCCUGGGCCUGAAGCUGCCGUCGGAGCCGGUGCUGAACGCCAACACGGUGUGCCUGACGCUGCCGGGGCUGACGCGGCGGCAGCUGGAGGUGUGCGUGCGCCACCCCGACGUGACGGCCUCGGCCAUCCAGGGCAUCCAGAUCGCCAUCCACGAGUGCCAGCACCAGUUCCGGGACCAGCGCUGGAACUGCUCCAGCCUCGAGACCAAGAACAAGAUCCCCUACGAGAGCAUCAUCUUCAGCAGAGGUUUCCGGGAAAGCGCCUUCGCCUAUGCCAUCGCGGCGGCCGGCGUGGUGCACGCCGUCUCCAACGCCUGCGCCCUGGGCAAGCUGCAGGCUUGCGGCUGCGACCAGAAGCGGCGGGGCGACGAGGAGGCUUUUCGCCGCAAGCUGCACCGGCUCCAGCUGGAGGCCAUGAACCGCGGCAAGGGCAUGGUGCACGGCGUGCACAUGGAGCACAUGCCCGCCGAGACCCCCGGCCUCCAGGACUCCUGGGAGUGGGGGGGGUGCAGCCCCGACGUGGACUAUGGGGAGAAGUUUUCCAAGGAUUUCCUCGACUCCCGGGAAACCUACCGGGACAUCCACUCGCGCAUGAGGCUGCACAACAACCGCGUGGGGCGGCAGGUGGUGAUGGACAACAUGAGGAGGAAAUGCAAGUGCCACGGCACCUCGGGGAGCUGCCAGCUGAAGACCUGCUGGCAGGUGACCCCCGAGUUCCGCCUCGUGGGGUCCCUGCUCAAGGACCGCUUCUACGGGGCCACCCUCAUCCGGCCCCACAACCGCAACGCGGGGCAGCUGGAGCCGGGCCACGCUCGGCACCGCCGCCGCGCCGGCAUCAGCGAGCUGGUCUACUUCGAGAAAUCGCCCGAUUUCUGCGAGAGGGAGCCGGCCCUGGACUCCUUGGGCACCCAAGGGCGCCUGUGCAACAAGACCAGCCCGGGCAUGGACAACUGCGAGAGCCUGUGCUGCGGCCGCGGGCACAACAUCCUGCGGCAGACCCGCAGCGAGCGCUGCAACUGCAAGUUCCACUGGUGCUGCUUCGUGGCCUGCGAGGAGUGCCGCAUCACCGAGUGGGUCAGCGUCUGCAAGUAGCCUCCCGCCCGCCCCGGGGUGCCAGGGACAAAGCGCGCCCGCCCCGGGGACCGGCGCUGGGGGGGUGAUGGAGCCGCGGCGGCCGCUUCCCUCCGCUCCGGAGCCGGAGAGGAGAUGCUCAGCACGAGGGCGGCCCGGCCCUCCGAAACCAGCACUUUGUCGUCACCCGGGGUGGGUGGGGGCUUCUUGUCACCCGGGGAGGGUGCCCACCCGGCCCCACACCGAGGCACCGGGGCUGGCAGCCCUGGGAGCGCACGGCCACGCUGUACAGAGCGCCGACACCAGCACCGCGCGGGGGGCACAGGGUGGGCACUGG